This is a messenger RNA of Oryctolagus cuniculus (rabbit), 7904 nucleotides long. Lineage: Eukaryota; Metazoa; Chordata; Mammalia; Lagomorpha; Leporidae. The record is from RefSeq and is a predicted model, not a curated record.
GCCCCGCCACCGCCUCCGCGGCAGCCCCGGUCGGCGCAAGUGCGGCGCGCGCCGGGGGAGGGGGCGCGGCGGAAGCGGCGGAGCGCGAGGCUGGCGUCUGGCCGCCGGCGGCCGGCCGCGCGGGAUUAAGUUUCUCGGUCACGCGUGAGUAUAAAGAAUGAGGAUUUGUGAUGAUAGGUUCAUUUUGUCCACUUGAAGAAAGACCAGUUGAUUUUCUGUGAGUCAAAGGAGAGAGGAUUCCAUUUGGAUUUAUAACCAUUAUUGAUACAAGCACAGAACUUUGGGAAAAAAAUGUUGGAAACCAUAGACAAAAAUCGAGCCCUGCAGGCAGCAGAGCGCCUGCAAGCUAAGCUGCGGGAACGUGGGGAUGUAGCAAACGAAGACAAGCUGAGCCUCCUGAAGUCAGUCCUGCAGAGCCCACUCUUCAGCCAGAUUCUGAACCUCCAGACUUCCAUGCAACAGCUCAAAGACCAGGUAAACAUUGCAACUUGUACAACUUCAGAUGUUGAAUAUGCUCACAUUCCUCAUCUUAGUCCAGCUGUAAUUCCUACUCUGCAAAGUGAAUCAUUUUUAUUAUCCCCAAGUAAUGGGAAUCUGGAAGCACUUACAGCAUCUGGUGCUCCACACAUUAAUGGAAAGCCAGCUUGUGAUGAAUUUGAUCAGCUGAUUAAAAAUAUGGCCCAGGGUCGCCAUGUAGAAGUUUUUGAGCUCCUCAAACCUCCGUGUGGAGGCCUUGGGUUUAGUGUUGUGGGACUAAGGAGUGAAAACAGGGGUGAGCUGGGAAUAUUUGUACAAGAAGUUCAGGAGGGCAGUGUGGCUCACAGAGAUGGAAGAUUGAAGGAGACAGAUCAGAUCCUUGCUAUCAAUGGGCAGGCACUUGACCAGACAAUUACUCAUCAGCAGGCUAUCAGCAUCCUCCAGAAAGCCAAAGAUACUGUCCAGCUGGUUAUUGCCAGAGGCUCCUUGCCUCCACUUAUCAGCCCCAUAGUUUCCCGUUCUCCAUCUGCAGCCAGUACAAUUUCAGCUCACUCUAAUCCGGUUCACUGGCAGCAUGUGGAAACUAUUGAACUGGUGAAUGACGGAUCUGGUCUGGGAUUUGGCAUCAUAGGAGGAAAAGCAACUGGUGUGAUAGUAAAAACCAUUUUGCCUGGAGGAGUAGCUGAUCAGCAUGGGCGAUUAUGCAGUGGAGACCACAUUCUAAAGAUUGGUGACACAGACCUGGCAGGAAUGAGCAGUGAGCAGGUAGCACAAGUCCUCAGGCAAUGUGGAAACAGAGUUAAGUUGAUGAUUGCAAGAGGUGCUGUGGAAGAAUCUGCUGCACCCUCCUCUUUGGGCAUUACCUUCUCCUCCUCCCCUUCUUCUACACCAGAGAUGCGGGUUGAUGCCUCUACUCAGAAAAGUGAAGAAAAUGAGACAUUUGAUGUAGAACUCACGAAAAAUGUCCAGGGAUUAGGAAUUACCAUUGCUGGUUACAUUGGAGAUAAAAAAUUAGAACCUUCAGGAAUCUUUGUAAAGAGCAUUACCAAAAGCAGUGCUGUUGAACAUGAUGGAAGAAUCCAAAUUGGAGAUCAAAUUAUAGCAGUAGAUGGCACAAACCUUCAGGGUUUUACCAAUCAACAAGCAGUAGAGGUGCUGCGACACACAGGGCAAACUGUGCGCCUGACACUAAUGAGGAGAGGGACAAAGCAGGAAGCUGAGCUCACGUCAAGGGACCACAACACAAAAGAUGCGGAUUUAUCUCUUGUUAAUGCCAACAUGAGCAAAGAAAAUUAUGAAAAAGAUGAAGAUUCUUCAUCUUUGAGGAGAAAUACCAGCAUAUUACCAAUUGAAGAAGAAGGGUCUGCAUUACUGUCAGCCGAGAUAGAAGAACAAGAAGAUGCACAGCAAGAAGAAGCUGCUCUGCUCACAAAGUGGCAGCGGAUUAUGGGAAUCAACUAUGAAAUAGUGGUGGCCCAUGUGAGCAAGUUUAGUGAGAACAGUGGGCUGGGGAUAAGUCUGGAAGCAACAGUGGGGCAUCAUUUCAUCCGAUCUGUUCUACCAGAGGGUCCUGUCGGACACAGUGGGAAGCUCUUCAGUGGAGAUGAGCUGUUGGAAGUGAAUGGCAUCACUUUGCUUGGAGAAAAUCACCAAGAUGUGGUCAAUAUUUUAAAAGAACUGCCUAUAGAAGUGACAAUGGUGUGCUGUCGCCGAACUGUGCCACCCACAACAGAAUCAGAACUGAGUAGCCUGGACUUAUGUGAUAUUGAGCUAACAGAAAAGCCUCAUGUAGAUCUAGGAGAGUUCAUCGGGUCCUCAGAAACAGAGGAGCCAGUGCUGCCGGUGACGGAUGUGGUUCAGAAUACUGAGGCGGUUCAAGCACCUUUGGCCAUGUGGGAGGCUGGCAUUCAGCACAUCGAGCUGGAAAAAGGGAGCAAAGGACUUGGUUUUAGCAUUUUAGAUUACCAGGAUCCAGUUGAUCCAACAAGCACUGUGAUUGUCAUUCGUUCUUUGGUACCUGGUGGAGUUGCUGAAAAGGAUGGUCGCCUUCUUCCUGGAGAUCGCCUCAUGUUUGUCAAUGAUGUGAACUUGGAAAGCAGCAGUCUUGAAGAAGCUGUAGAGGCGCUGAAGGGAGCACCCUCAGGAACUGUGAGAAUAGGAGUUGCUAAGCCUUUACCUCUUUCACCAGAAGAAGGUUAUGUCUCUGCGAAGGAGGAUUCCUUUCUCUACCCACCACACUCCUGUGAGGAUGAAGGGCUGACUGACAAAGCCCUCUUCAGGGCUGACUUGGCUCUGGUGGACACAAAUGAUGCUGACCUGGCGGAUGAGUCCACAUUUGAAUCUCAGUACUCUCCUGAUAAGGACAGUGUCUACUCUCCUCAAGCCUCUCUUUUAUCUCUUCAUGGCAGUGCUGGUAGUGAUGGUAUGAACUACGGUUCCUCCCUUCCAUCAUCGCCUCCCAAGGAAGUUACUGAGCAUUCUUCCGAUCCAGUUCUUGAUCUGCAUAUGUCCUUGGAGGAACUCUAUACCCAAAAUCUGCUGCAAAGAAAGGAUGAGAAUCCACCUUCAGUGGACUUGAGCAUGGGGCCUGCUUCUGGGUUUACCAUAAACGAUUAUACACCUGCGAAUGCUAUUGAACAGCAAUACAAAUGUGAAAACACAAUAGCAUGGACUGAGACUCACUUACCAAGUGAGGUUAUAGCCCGUACAGAACUUACCUCACCUGUGCUACUUGAUUCAACUGGAAAGGGCUCUGAGUACUUGACUGAACAGAACUCCCUGGUUUCUAAUUCUGAAUGUGUCAUGCUCCAAAACCUAUCCAAAGAAUCUUUUGUGAAAACUAUUACUGCAGCAAAAGGCAAUUCUAGCCUAGGGAUGACAGUAAGUGCUAAUAAAGAUGGAUUGGGGAUGAUAGUUCGGAGCAUUAUUCAUGGUGGUGCCAUUAGUCGAGAUGGCAGGAUUGCAGUUGGGGACUGUAUCUUGUCCAUUAAUGAAGAAUCUACCAUCAGCUUAACCAAUGCUCAGGCACGAGCCAUGCUGAGAAGACAUUCUCUCAUUGGGCCUGACAUAAAAUUUUCUGCAGCACCUGCUGACUAUCGAGCCCCCUUUUAUGUAAUUACGUAUGUGCCUGCAGAACAUCUGGAAGAGUUCAGAAUGAGCUUGGGACAACAAUCUGGAGGAAUAAUGUCCCUAGAUGCGUUGCCUUCAUACACUGUCAGAGACAUGCCAGAACUACCAGAGCGAGAAGAAGGAGAAGGAGAAGAAAGCGAACUUCAGAAUGCAGCGUACAGCAAUUGGAAUCAGCCCAAGCGAUCUAAAGAUAACCAUCAUGAUGGAAUCUGUCAUUCAAUAAUAUCUGUUGCACAGGUUGAACUUUGGAGAGAACCAAGCAAAUCCUUGGGCAUCAGCAUUGUUGGUGGACGAGGGAUGGGGAGUCGUCUAAGCAACGGUGAAGUGAUGAGGGGCAUUUUCAUCAAACAUGUUCUUGAAGAUAGUCCAGCUGGCAAAAAUGGAACCUUGAGACCUGGAGACAGAAUAGUAGAGGUGGAUGGAAUGGACCUCAGAGAUGCAAGCCAUGAACAAGCUGUGGAAGCCAUUCGGAAAGCAGGCAACCCUGUAGUCUUUAUGGUACAGAGCAUUAUUAACAGACCAAGGAAAGCCCCCUUGCCUUCUGUGCCGCACAACCUUUACCCUAAGUACAGCUUCAGCAGCACUAACCCAUUUGCUGACUCCCUCCAGUUCAACGCCUACAAGGAAUUACAGAGUUCAAGUAGAGUUUUCUUCCAUUGUUCCCCAACUAACCCCUUUGCUCCCACACCAUUUAAGGCACCCAGUCAGUCAGAGGCAGAGGAAGAGAAGGCUCCUCUGUGUGAUGUGCCCGCACCCACUCCUUCAGGAUUGGCAGAAAUGGGCAGUGAUCUCACACAGUCUGCAAGUAAAACCUCAGAAGAUGCGGAUAAAGAGGAUGAGUUUGGGUACAGCUGGAAAAAUAUCAGAGAGCGUUACGGAACACUAACAGGAGAGCUCCAUGUGAUUGAACUGGAGAAAGGUCGUAGCGGUUUGGGUCUCAGUCUUGCUGGAAACAAAGACCGAUCCAGAAUGAGUGUCUUUAUCGUGGGGAUUGAUCCAAACGGAGCAGCAGGGAAAGAUGGUAGAUUGCAGAUUGCCGAUGAGCUUCUAGAGAUCAAUGGUCAAAUUUUAUAUGGAAGAAGUCAUCAGAAUGCUUCAUCAAUCAUUAAAUGUGCCCCUUCUAAAGUAAAAAUAAUUUUUAUCAGGAAUAAAGAUGCAGUGAGUCAGAUGGCUGUAUGUCCUGGACAUACAGGAGAACCAUUGGCUUCUACCUCAGAGAGCCUUCAAAGUAAGGAGAUGGAGUCUGGUGUUACUAUGUCUGAGGUAGCUGUGGGCCUCAGUUCAUUUAAAAAUGUGCAACAUCUGGAGCUUCCCAAGGAUCAAGGAGGUUUGGGCAUUGCUAUCAGUGAAGAAGAUACAAUCAGUGGAGUCAUCAUAAAGAGUUUAACAGAGCAUGGAGUGGCAGCCAAGGAUGGACGACUCAAAGUUGGAGAUCAGAUCUUGGCUGUAGAUGAUGAAGUUGUUGUUGGCUGUCCAGUUGAAAAGUUUAUUAGCCUUCUGAAGACAGCAAAGACGACAGUAAAACUUACCAUUUGUGCCAAGAAUCCAGACUCGCCGGCUACUUCAGUAGCUGGUGCAGCCAACGGAGGAAAAAGGAGCAGCUCUCAGUCUCCAGUGGUGCCACAGUCGAGCUCUCCAGAACCAGAGCCCAUUCGAAGUACAAGCAGGUCAUCAACACCAGCGAUCUUUGCUUCUGAUCCUGCCACCUGCCCCAUUAUCCCUGGCUGUGAAACAACAAUUGAGAUUUCCAAAGGGCGAACAGGACUGGGCCUGAGCAUUGUGGGCGGGUCAGACACACUGCUGGGUGCCAUUAUCAUCCAUGAAGUAUAUGAAGAAGGAGCGGCAUGCAAAGAUGGAAGACUCUGGGCUGGAGACCAGAUAUUAGAGGUGAAUGGGAUUGACCUAAGAAAGGCCACACAUGAUGAAGCCAUCAAUGUCCUGCGACAGACGCCCCAAAGAGUGCGCCUGACACUCUACAGAGACGAGGCCCCCUACAAGGAGGAGGACGUGUGUGAUGCCCUCACCGUGGAGCUACAGAAGAAACCCGGCAAAGGCCUGGGACUAAGUAUUGUUGGGAAAAGGAAUGAUACUGGAGUGUUUGUGUCAGACAUUGUCAAAGGAGGAAUUGCAGACGCAGAUGGAAGACUGAUGCAGGGAGACCAGAUAUUAAUGGUGAAUGGAGAAGAUGUCCGUAAUGCCACCCAGGAAGCUGUAGCUGCCUUGCUGAAGUGUUCCUUAGGCACAGUCACCUUGGAAGUUGGAAGAAUCAAAGCUGGCCCAUUUCAUUCAGAGAGGAGACCUUCACAAAGCAGCCAGGUAAGUGAAGGCAGCUUGUCCUCUUUCACUUUGCCAAUUUCUGGAACAAGUACAUCUGAGUCACUGGAAAGCAGCUCAAAGAAGAAUGCAUUAGCAUCUGAAAUACAGGGAUUAAGAACAGUUGAAAUAAAAAAGGGACCUACUGACUCUCUGGGAAUCAGCAUUGCUGGGGGAGUGGGCAGCCCUCUGGGUGAUGUUCCUAUAUUUAUUGCCAUGAUGCACCCAAAUGGAGUAGCAGCUCAGACACAGAAACUCAGAGUUGGGGAUAGGAUUGUGACGAUCUGUGGCACAUCCACGGAGGGGAUGACUCACACCCAAGCAGUCAACUUACUGAAAAGUGCUUCUGGCUCCAUUGAAAUGCAGGUGGUUGCUGGAGGAGAUGUGAGUGUGGUCACAGGGCAUCAGCAGGAGCCUGCCAAUUCUGCUCUUCCUUUCACUGGGCUUACGUCUAGCAGCAUAUUUCAGGAUGAUUUAGGACCUCCCCAGUGUAAGUCUAUUACUCUGGACCGGGGACCAGAUGGCCUAGGCUUCAGUAUAGUAGGAGGCUAUGGCAGCCCUCAUGGAGACUUACCCAUUUACGUUAAAACUGUGUUUGCAAAGGGAGCAGCCUCCGAAGAUGGGCGUCUAAAAAGGGGUGAUCAGAUCAUUGCCGUCAACGGACAGAGUCUAGAAGGGGUAACCCACGAAGAAGCUGUUGCCAUUCUUAAGCGGACAAAAGGCACAGUCACUUUGAUGGUUCUCUCCUGAAUUGCCUGCCAGAAUUGAGCCAACCCAAGCACCCUUGUUCUCCCCUCAGAGUACAGACUGUGGAACUUGGCGUGUUGAUGACUUUUCCUAAUGUUAAUUUGAGUUUUGAGUAUUUUUCUCAUACGGAAAUGGUUUUCUUAUAACCUAGUAUCACCUUUUCUUUCCUCUUGCAUUUUGUGAACCUAGACCCAGAAGGAGUAUUUAUUUGCAUAGAUAAAUCCAGUUUUCCUUUUUUUUUUGGGGGGGGGAUAUAUAAGAUUUUAUCAUCACAUGGGCAAAAUUCUUAUGUGCUAAACUGGUUAGUAGAGAAAGAAAAGUAAGUGUAAAGGUAACCAAAGAUCUAUGUGUUUAGCAAAUUAGGUGAAAAAGAAAAUAUAAAAUAAAGAAGAAAAUCUUGGAGUUUCAUAAAUGUGUAUCAACUUUGCAACCCACCUCCUCUCCACAGUAAAAAAAAAAAAAAUUGUAUUGAAAAUCUUUUAAAAUAUUCCCAGCAUUUAAAAGUUUUGAAUAUUCAAAAUUGUACCUCCCCAAUUAUACAGUUUUCCUGCUAAAAUUGAAUUAUGAUUGAGUAAACAGCAAAUAUAUGAAGCAGUUCCCCUAAGCUUUAUAAAGAAAUUAUACAUAAUGCACAUUUUGAUAUUCAUUUUCAUUUUUUGACCUUUUAUAAAAUAUUUUCCUGUUGCUAUGAGUAAAACAAUGAUACUACCCCAUGUUGACUGUGGAUUUUCCAAAAGCAACCAUGCUGAUCAUGAAGAGACAUUAAAGAAUCUAAGAAUCUUUUACUGCUGGUUUAACAACUAAUGCAAUACUAAAACUGUGUUGAUCUGCUGUAUAAUUGGUUUUCAAUUAGUAUUAAUCUUAAUGACAGAGAAAAAAGCAAUGCAUUAGUAAUUAUUUUGGUUGUGUGCCAUUAGUAAAUUGAUAGAAAAAUUAAGGGGAUUAACAUAACUUCAUUUCAUUGCCUUAUAUUAACAUCUUAUAAUACAAUAGUUUAAGACUAAGGGAAACAGAUGGAACUGUUUAUUGCGACAACUGGUGAGGAAUUAUCAUGUGUUCACUCCCAUUUUAGAGCGUGAAACUCCUACAUUAGAAUAUAUAAAGUCACUUUAAAUAUUAUCUAUAUUUGUAACAGAAGUAGUGUACAGAUAUUUUAUUACAGCAUUUUUGUGUAAAUGAAGAAUUAAAGUGAAUAAAUAAGAAGUUUCAGUGGUGCACAAAUAAAGAAGCAGGCGUGU